Molecule: messenger RNA, 2321 nt
Organism: Oryza sativa Japonica Group (Japanese rice)
Lineage: Eukaryota; Viridiplantae; Streptophyta; Magnoliopsida; Poales; Poaceae
Product: trihelix transcription factor ENAP2
Cellular component (GO): nucleus
Molecular function (GO): transcription cis-regulatory region binding
Source: RefSeq, a predicted model, not a curated record
UGUACGAAAGGGGUGGGUACACCAUGGUUGGGGAGGUUGAAACCCGGUCUCUUCCUGGCUGCCGGCUGGCCGGCCGGCCGUUCCUUUCCCGAUCCCGAUCCCCACCCCGACCUGACCUAACCCACCACCUCCUCGGCGCCGGCCCAUCCAUCCCACCGGCCUGGCCCAAGUCAACCCCCUCGCCCCGCCGGGUCACGACCGGAUCCCCCUCGCCUCAAUCCCACCACCCCCUCACCGCCGCCCCUAAACCAGAUCGGAUAGAUCCCCCAAUCCCGCCGCCGCCGCCGCCGCCGCCGAGAUGGACGACGACGACGCCGCCGCCUCCGCCUCGCCUUCCCCCUCGCCGUCCCCCGUCGCCUCCGCGCUCCCCGUCGCCGACCCCGUCACCGUCGCCGCGGGGCCUCCCUCCGGCCUCCUCGCGCUGGCCCUCCCGAUCCAGAAGCAGCAGCACGCGGCGUCGCCGAAUCCUGGGGGUGGGGGUGGCGGGAGGGAGGAUGCGUGGAGCGAGGGGGCGACGGCGGCGCUGAUCGACGCGUGGGGGGAGAGGUUCGUGGCGCUCGGGCGGGGGAGCCUCCGCCACCCGCAGUGGCAGGAGGUCGCCGACGCGGUGUCGUCGCGGGAGGGGUACGCCAAGGCGCCCAAGUCCGACGUCCAGUGCAAGAACCGGAUCGACACGCUCAAGAAGAAGUACAAGAUCGAGAGGGCCAAGCCGGCCUCGUCGUGGCAGUUCUUCGGCCGCCUCGAUGACCUCCUCGCCCCCACGUUCAACCAGAAGCCCGGCGGCAACGGCGGCGGCGGCGUCGGGGCCAGCGUGAACGGGCGCAACCCGGUGCCGGCGGCGCUGCGCGUGGGCUUCCCCCAGCGUAGCCGCACGCCGCUGAUGCCCGCGCCGGUGUCUGCGGUCAAGCGGAGGGCGCCGUCCCCGGAGCCGUCGGCGUCGUCCGAGUCGUCCGACGGGUUCCCCCCGGAGCGCCAGCCGGCGUUCCCGCCUCUCCCGCUGCCGCCGCCGCCGAACGGCAAGAGGAGCAGAGCGGACGAGGGGCGCGGCGGCGGCGCCGGCGGAGGCGGCGACCGCGCGCAGGGGCUACGGGAGCUCGCGCAGGCGAUACGGCGCUUCGGCGAGGCGUACGAGCGCGUGGAGACGGCGAAGCUGGAGCAAUCCGCGGAGAUGGAGCGCCGCCGCCUCGACUUCGCCAGCGAGCUGGAGUCGCAGCGCGUGCAGUUCUUCCUCAACACGCAGAUGGAACUCUCGCAGGUGAAGGACCACUCCUCCUCUCCCGCCAACGCCGCCGCGCCGCCUGGUGCCACCGGCGGCGCCGGUGGCACCUCUAGAAGAAUGGCGUCGGUUAACGACGCUAGCGCCAGUGGAAAUUACCACCGCCGGUAUCGCGUCAGCGACGGCGGCAGGCACCGCCACCACCCGCAGCCACCGCCGUCGCGCCCGCACUAUCAGUACCAUGAGAAUAACAUCGCCGUCGCUGCAGCGGCCGCUGCCAGCGACGGCGAACAGAGCAGCGACGAGGAGGACGACGAAGAAGAAGAGAGCCAGUGAUGGCACUCCAAAUUGGUGUCAUCAUUUCGCCUUAGAAGAAAAAAAAAACCGGAUUGCAUUGCAUUGCUGCAGCUUAGCUUAUAUUGGUUGGAUGCAAGAAAAUGUUGGCUAGGGAGUAGUGCCAAAUUAAGCAUUAUUAUUAUUAUUAUUAUUAUUAUCAGUAGAUAGUGAUGAUAAGUUUACCUCCCUGUACCAUUCAUCAGUCACAUUGUUGUUUGUUUCUCUGCAUUACAAGAACCUCCAAUGUGUGAUCUCAUUUGUGCCAAAGAAUGGUGAGUUGAGAGAUCAUUGCCAAUUUGCCUUGGGUGUUUGUUCAUUGCAUUGGGAGGCUUCAUGUUGAGCAUCUUGUACUUGUAACUUUGUACUACUAAAUCUGAUAUGCUCACAAGAAUUGAUUCGAGUGGUUCGUUCUUUGGAAAUGCUAUGGAGACAGAUGGUGUCAUAUGCUUUGCUUUUUGUGGAGUGGCACUGAAGUCUGGAGCUAAAAUAGGACUGUAGUUGUUCAAGAGGGUACGUUGUGCCUUGAUGCUGGGUGCCUGGGUAUGUGCAGAAUCUGGAUGAUGUAGACCCGUAGUGGAUGGGCAGAAAGACACGUGUUGUGCAAGUGAGUUGCAAUGCAUCGCAAAAGAGCAGCAAAAGAACAUGAUGUUGUAAUCUCGUAGUACUCCUAUUGAGGAAUCUAUGUAUCUGUUUUUGCAGACUGCAGGUGCUUUUGAAGAUGUCGUACGUUAUUUAUUAGGGGAAGAAAAAUUCCUGAUUUUAUUCUUGA